UUUAAAUUGUGAGCGGCGCACUACCUACGCUCCGACCGAACAAUCUUCCACCCUUUCGAGCACUCUCGACCCUACAAGAUGGCUGAUUCUCUUACUGAAGAGCAAGUCUCCGAGUUCAAGGAGGCUUUCUCCCUCUUUGACAAAGAUGGCGAUGGACAAAUCACUACCAAGGAGCUUGGAACUGUGAUGAGAUCUCUCGGACAAAACCCUUCGGAGUCUGAGCUCCAGGAUAUGAUCAACGAGGUGGAUGCUGAUAACAACGGCACCAUUGACUUCCCUGAAUUUCUCACAAUGAUGGCAAGAAAGAUGAAGGAUACCGAUUCUGAGGAGGAGAUCAGAGAGGCUUUCAAGGUUUUCGACCGUGACAACAACGGAUUCAUCUCCGCAGCAGAACUCCGUCAUGUCAUGACAUCCAUUGGUGAGAAGUUGACAGAUGAUGAGGUUGACGAGAUGAUUCGCGAGGCUGAUCAGGAUGGUGAUGGACGAAUUGACUACAACGAAUUCGUUCAACUCAUGAUGCAGAAGUAGACCCUCUCUUCUUUCGUGCUUUUCUAUCUGCGUGGCAAGCGAGCAGGCAUCGAUUCUUGCAUGGAUUCAUGGACAUCAGGACUUUGGUGAUGCGUGGAGAU
Molecule: messenger RNA, 629 nt
Organism: Mollisia scopiformis
Lineage: Eukaryota; Fungi; Ascomycota; Leotiomycetes; Helotiales; Mollisiaceae
Product: calmodulin
Exons: 7
Coding region: 79-528 (149 amino acids)
Biological process (GO): spindle pole body organization
Cellular component (GO): central plaque of spindle pole body
Molecular function (GO): calcium ion binding; enzyme regulator activity
Source: RefSeq, a predicted model, not a curated record